UGAUCAAUAAUUUUAAGAUAUUUUCUGAUGUUUAGUUUGUAAAUAUUAUUAUAGUUUUAAAUGUAUUUUAUUGUGUCUCACUGUUUUCUUAUUCAGUUUUUCAUCCUCUGUGAAACACUGAACUGGCCUUUAUCAAACCUGCUGUUUAAAUAAAUAGAUAAAUAUAUAAAUAUAUAUAAAGGUCCACUUACCAGCUUCCUCUUCUGCUUUCAGUCGUAUCUCAUGGUCUUCAUCAGUGAAUUUGGCUACAAGAUAAAAUGAUUUGAUAUUAAGCUGCCAACAGAUUCAUCCCUGUGACAGCUGAACUGAAGAAAACUGUGCAGUGAUGGUUGAAAGCUCAGGGAAAACUGUAAUAGUUAAAGGGCCUCCGGCCUCAUUAAAUAUUUAAAUGAGAUUUUAAUAAAAUAAUGAAACUCACAGUGUAUCAGCUGAUGUUUUCCUUUCUAUCUGUUGAACCUGUUUAACCCCCGACUCACCUGUUGACUCUCACUUCCGCGUUCUUCUUUAAAAACUACAAAAGUCCAUUUAAUAUCAGGCGGAGUGAUAUCCGCUCAUUUACUCCCUGAUAUUUGCUCAUCCAGCAAAUCAGAGCCGAACUGCUCAGCCAAUCAGGAGGCGCCCCUAAAACCCGACGGCCCUACGUCACUGUCAGGUCAUCCAAUCCAGACAGAGUCCCCCCUCCACCCCUGCCUCACCCCCCCUCUCCGUUUCCUCCUCUCAAACUUUGGACUUGCAGCUAAUAGAUGAUCAGUUUUAUUAUCUUUCAACUUGUGCAGCUCGGCUCAGAAACCGGCUCCUGUCGUCCUGGUUCUGAAGUGGAUCCGGACCCGGGACUGUCUGCGCGGGAACCUGAACUCUUUUCUUUUGGGGGUUUUGGUUCUAGGUGGAGGAUUUGGAUUUGUGUGGCGGACCGGGUCUGACAUGGGUUUUGAAUGUGAGUCCAGAGAAGAGCGGGUCUUGGUUUAGUUCUAGUCCGGACUCUGUCAGGUGCGCAGGGCCCCAGACCCCCACAGAGACCUGGUCCAGCCGUCCCGGAUCCUCCAGAGAGGUGGUAAUGUUAGCGGUGGGUCAGAUGGACGGGUCCCGACAGAGCGCCUUCCUCCUCAGCACCCCCCCCCUGGCAGCUCUGCACAGCAUGACCGAGAUGAAGACCCCGCUGUACCCGGCGUACCCGCUCUCCUCCACCGGCCCCAACUCCUCUACCUCACCGGCCACCACCUCUCCCAACCCGGGCGGCAUGGCCGUGUCCUCCCCGGGGAUCAAGAGCUCCACGGGGCUGUCCUCGGGGCUGGGCUCCCCGCAGCAGUGCUCCUCCGCCACCCCGCACGGGAUUAACGACAUCCUCAGCCGGCCCUCCGCCUCCUCCGCCGGCGCCACGGUGGCAGUGGCCGCCGCCGCCGCCGCCGCCGCCUCCUCCUCCGCGGGGAUCCUGUCAGGGCUGCCCCGGUUCAGCAGCCUCAGCCCCCCGCCGCCUCCCGGACUUUACUUCAGCCCCGGCGCCGCGGCGGUGGCGGUGGCCCGGUACCCGAAGCCCCUGGCGGACCUGCCGGGGAGGACGCCGAUCUUCUGGCCGGGAGUGAUGCAGAGUCCGCACUGGAGGGACGCGCGGUUCGCCUGCUCCCCCCACCAGAACUCCGUGUUACUGGACAAAGACGGGAAGAGGAAACACACCCGGCCCACCUUCUCCGGACAGCAGAUCUUCGCCCUGGAAAAGACUUUCGAACAGACCAAGUACCUGGCGGGGCCGGAGAGAGCGCGGCUGGCCUACUCCCUGGGCAUGACGGAGAGCCAGGUGAAGGUGUGGUUCCAGAACAGACGGACCAAGUGGAGGAAAAAGCACGCGGCGGAGAUGGCCUCGGCCAAGAAGAAGCAGGACUCGGAGACGGAGCGGCUGAAGGGGACGUCGGACAACGAGGACGAGGACGACGACUACAACAAACCUCUGGACCCGAACUCUGACGACGAGAAGAUCACACAGCUGCUGAAGAAGCACAAACCGGGCUCCGCGCUGCUGCUGCACACGUCCGAGAACGACAGCUCGUAACUGUGGGGCCAGACUCUGGGGGGGUCCGCUGCAGACCCCGGUCCUUUUGUUUCCUUGUGUUUUUGCACGGUGGAGGAGGAGGGGGACUCCGGUACCGGACACGGACCCGUUCAGGCCCAAAACACGGAGGAGGCGCGACUUUAUUGUAAAUAGAACCGUGAGUUGUAAGAAUAGAAAAUAUCUGCUGUGAAUAAUUUAUGUGUUUUGUACAGACGCACUGAUCCCAGACCUGGUCCCAGACCUGGUCAGAACUGAUCCCAGAACUGAUCCCAGAACUGAUCAGAACUGAUCAGAACUGAUCUCAGACCUGAUGAUUUUCUUUUUUUCUAUUUCACGCUGACAUUUCUAAAAAAAAUACUAAAAACAACCACAAACUUUUCCUCUUCUGCGGCUCCGUGAAGGCCUCCUGACCCACCAGUCUCAAAUUAGGAGGAGCACCUGAACGCACCGCACGCACCUGUACAUACACAAACACACACACACACACACACACACACGCGCGGUUUUUAUUUAUGUGUGAGUUGAGUGAAGCCUGCAGCUGUGUAUCAUGGCGGGUAAAUGUAAUGCACUUUUAUUUAAUAAAAACUCAAAGGUUUGCUUCUUGUUUUCAUCACGUUCAUUCAUUUAAUUAAUGCAGGUUUUAAAUCAUUAAUAACUGAUAUUGAUUAAUUCAUUAAUAAUAACGGGCAGAAUGGCCAGUUAAUUACCAGCCCCAAAAUCUUAAUCAAUAUUCAUCAUGUCACCCUUUUA
This is a messenger RNA of Seriola aureovittata, 2794 nucleotides long. RefSeq names its product NK6 homeobox 1 (gene nkx6-1). The record is from RefSeq and is a predicted model, not a curated record. Lineage: Eukaryota; Metazoa; Chordata; Actinopteri; Carangiformes; Carangidae. Gene Ontology annotation, biological process: regulation of transcription by RNA polymerase II; cell differentiation. The coding region runs from base 1055 to 2044 and encodes 329 amino acids. Gene Ontology annotation, cellular component: nucleus. Gene Ontology annotation, molecular function: DNA-binding transcription factor activity, RNA polymerase II-specific; RNA polymerase II cis-regulatory region sequence-specific DNA binding. The transcript has 3 exons.